AUGGGCAGCGACGCAUUUGUGAUAGAUAACCGGAAGGAUCUGGUGGUGGUCGUCAAUGUCGUACUCUCCUUUUCGACCCUGUCAGCCCUUUCACUCCGCUUCGCCAAAGUCACAGGAAAUGCAAAGCAAAGAAAGUUCGAUGCGCAGAACAUCAUGAUCUGUCUAGCAGGUUUCUGCGGAAUCAUGAUGUCUCUAUUACAAUGCAUCGCGACAAAGUAUGGUCUUGGUAGUCAUGAUUGGGAAUCUGAUACAACGGACAAGAUCAAAUUCUACAAGUUAUACAUCUCUAUCUUCGUCUUCUAUUUGGCCUGCAACAUGUUCGUCAAGUUUGCUCUGCUCUUCUUCUACCGCCACACAACAUAUGAGCGCUGGCAUCACUGGGUCAUCUGGUUCAUGGAGUUUAUCGCUUUUGCUUUCGGUGUCAGCAGCAUCCUGGUCAUCAUCUUCCAAUGUGUCCCAAUUGCGCACCUCUGGGAUAAGAACACUCCUGGAACCUGCAUCAACGUCAAGGCUUUCUUCUACUCAAACUCGAUCAUCAUGAUUGUGAACGACAUCAUUCUCUACGUGUUGCCCAUCAUCUUCACAUGGAAGCUUCAACUUCGCCUCACCCAGAGACUCGUUCUCAACCUUCUGUUUGCAUUGGGUGCAUUUGUCGUCGCUGCCAGUUUCAUCCGCCUAUAUGUCGUCUACCGCUAUGACCAAGAUGGUGAUCUUUCAUGGAACAUCGCAUCUUGCCUCAUCUGGUCUUCGGUCGAGAACCACCUCGCUGUCUUCAUUGCAUGUUCGCCAUCGAUCAAGGCAGUCGUCAGUGGUGUGCUUUACCCACUUGUCUCAUCGCAAGUCUCAUCGUUCAAGGAUAAGAUCAAGAGGUCGAGGGGCAGUGAAGGUGGUAGCUUGCCGACACACAAGUCUCCUUCCCUCACCCUAGCAACUAUCGGCUCACGCCCCAGCCGUUUUGCGCAAAAGGUUUCGAGUGCGUCAACCGCGGACAACAUGAAAUGGACUCCAUUGAGCGAGCAAACUCCGAGGCAACCCUGA
Aureobasidium namibiae CBS 147.97 is the source of this 1038-nucleotide messenger RNA. RefSeq lists its product as uncharacterized. NCBI's taxonomy places the organism in Eukaryota, Fungi, Ascomycota, Dothideomycetes, Dothideales, Saccotheciaceae. The coding region runs from base 1 to 1038 and encodes 345 amino acids. The record is from RefSeq and is a predicted model, not a curated record. The transcript is spliced from 5 exons.